AAGGCUUUUUAAUUCUUGAUUUUGAUCUUGUAUGUCUUUAUCUUCUUCUUUGUGUCUCCAUUAAACAGAUCUGCUUUGUUAUUCUAGAUAUGGUAUUUAUCUUCUUCUUUGUAUGGGUUUUGGAUCGAUGAAUUCUCAAUACUUCGGUAACUACACCGAUCUCCUUAAUAGCGAGUCACCGGUUAUUGAAGAAGUUGAUGGUUUCGAUCCUGCCAUACAAACUAAAAAUGAUGUGGAUCUUCGUACACGCAAAUCACAAAGGACAAGGAAUUUCACUCGAGAUGAAGAUAUAUUUAUCGUGUCCGCGUGGUUAAAUACGAGUAAAGAUGCUAUUAGUGGAGUUGAUCAAAGCAUGAAUAGAUUUUGGGGGAGGAUUUAUGAGCAAUUCAUUUCAUUCGGAGGUCAAGAAGGACGCACCGAAGCUUCUAUUAAAAAUCGGUGGCGGGAUAUUAACGCAAAAUGUGCAAAAUUUAUUGGGUGCAUUAAACAAAUUGAUGAUAGACACCAAUCGGGCCAAACUGAACAAGGAGGGUUGAGUGAAGCAAGAGAACUUUAUAGUUCGAACAAUGGCGGAAAGCCAUUUCAACUUGAUCAUUGUCUUGAUAUACUUAAGCAUGAAAUGAAAUGGCUUGAAUCUACUAUAUCAAAAAAUAAGCAAACUUGUGCUAACUAUGAUGAUAUUGGCGGUGAUGUAAAUAAUUCACAAGAUCAUAGUGAACCAUCCACCAACCAGAGGAGGCCUUUGGUUGUGAAUACAUCAAAGUUACACAUUGGUGUCCGAGUAUGGAUUUCUCUUAAGCAACCGUACGUUAUUGAGAGUCUGGAGGGAUGUCAUGUUAGUGUUGAUCCUCGUAUUCACUGGUCGGGAAAGUUGGACCAAUAUGGAACAUGGCUGAGGGCGGAAGCUUGUCUACGUUCUCGCACAGUUCUUCCACCAUGGCAAAAAGCUCAGUCACCAGUCACUUCCCCUCCAUUGUUGAGCACUCCUGCACUAGUACUGUCAUGGUUUUAUAUGUCUUUUCCUUCGAGCCCGGCGGCUCAAUCUUUCAUUCCCACGACCAAUGCCCCUUCCAGUAGAACUAUUACAGCCAUCGAAGAUGAGUCUCCUAGUCCACAUCCUGCUGCGCCUCCUACUGCACCCAAUGGUCAUCAAUCCGCUCUCAAGUACUACACUCACCGGCCAAAAACCAAAGUUGUUCCUUCAACCGAUUUACCAUCUUCUUCCCUACUGUUUCAAUUUCAAAUCCAGAAGGGUGAAAUUAGAUAA
Tripterygium wilfordii is the source of this 1267-nucleotide messenger RNA. RefSeq lists its product as uncharacterized. The record is from RefSeq and is a predicted model, not a curated record. NCBI's taxonomy places the organism in Eukaryota, Viridiplantae, Streptophyta, Magnoliopsida, Celastrales, Celastraceae. The transcript is spliced from 6 exons. The coding region runs from base 113 to 1267 and encodes 384 amino acids.